CUAAAUGUCAGUUUGAAAAUGGUGCGAAAGUGAAUGCUGAAAAAGCCGGCCUUCCUCAACAUAAAAUAAAUGAAAACGACGAAAAAAUGAAGUUUUUGUCCGACCAAAGUACAGAAUGUGUCGAUAUUGAUUUAAACUUUGGAACACAUGGCGAUGAAAGAAUAGACAAAGCUAGAGGAUCUAGUACAUUUGGCCUUAAACCAAAAUCUCAAGGCCGUAUUUGCAAAGACCCGAAAGUACAAUUAAACGAAAACAAGCCAAUGGUUAGUUCAAUGCAAGAUGAGAGCCACAGAGAACAUAAUUUACCGGAUCCAAAUUACUUCACAACUGCUCAAAACGAGGAAUUCGAGAAAAAUGGAGAACAACCCGGCAAAGGAGUAAUUAAAUCAGUUUAUGACAUAUUGUCAAAUUCAUUUCUUCGAACCAUAGGUGAUAUUACGGUUGAAAAGCCAAACACUUUUUAGUAACGAGAAGCCUAAGUACACAGCGACGGUUUAUGAAUAAAUAUUACUUAACCAUGAAAAGACCUGCUGUCUUAUAUUACGUAAUUAAUUGAUUAUCUUCCCAAUUUAAAAUUUAAAAUAUAAACACACACUAUCAAAACAAAACAAGAGUCUUGUGUGGUAACUAUUGUUUAUUUUUCAUAAAAUAUUACAAGACGAUGUAAAGCUCUAUGACUUUUUGUAUUAAAUAUGAAACAAUUAAUAUGAAAAUACUUAAAACAAGUUUAAAGACACUUCUACUCAUUAACAAUUAGAAUAAUGUUAAAUUUUAUGUAGAAUUUGAAUCAGCGAUUUAACAAAUAUUUGUGCUGAGUUUACUAAGAGUUUGUUCAUAUUGAUCUACCAUUAUAUGAUAUGAGCUAAUAUCAAAUUUCGCCUGAAUUAGGGUUCUGAUUUUAUUCAAAUAUGAAUAUCUUAUUUAGCUGCAAUGUUUUAUCUCAUCUAGUAAGCAUAUGAAUUUGAAAGCUAGUUUUACAAAGUGCAACAUAAACUUGUCCAUUUUAUAUCGUUUAUGAUUGUCAGAAGGUCAAUAUUGACCAUUGUUUGUCUUUGCAGUAACGAUAACGUUUUUUACAUUUUUAAUAAAAUAAUAAUAUCUAAACAACAAAGCAAAACAAACAACACAACUUUAUAUAAAUUUCAGGUUAAGUC
Molecule: messenger RNA, 1154 nt
Organism: Ruditapes philippinarum (Manila clam)
Lineage: Eukaryota; Metazoa; Mollusca; Bivalvia; Venerida; Veneridae
Exons: 3
Source: RefSeq, a predicted model, not a curated record